This is a messenger RNA of Podarcis muralis (Common wall lizard), 3647 nucleotides long. The record is from RefSeq and is a predicted model, not a curated record. Lineage: Eukaryota; Metazoa; Chordata; Lepidosauria; Squamata; Lacertidae.
CCCCCGCAGGCUCCGCCCCUUUCCCUGCCGCAUGGGCUGUUUCUUCAUCAUUGUUUUGGUCGGCAUCAGCCACGUGGGAAGCGAGUAAGUGCAAAGAAGAGGCUCCUUUGCAGGGAAAUCCGAUUUUGUGGAAGGAGAAGGUGAGCAGGGAGAAGUAGAGUUUGCAAGAGGAGCAAGCUGUUAGUAGCUCCUGUGCAAACCCCUAGUUUUUCUGCACACCUGUUCCUUUCUAGAUCAGCCAGCUGAAAUGGACGAAGUCCAGCACAAAGGCUAGGCAUCCCUUGCUUGCUUCUUGCCUUCAGAAAGCGGCUCAGUUUUUUCAUUUUUUAAAAAAUUAUUAUUCGCUUAGGAACUGUUUUCAAGUUUUGUCUGCGGUAAAGAUGUCAGGAGAGUGGUCAGCAGCUGAGGUGGAUGUGGUCAAUCCUGGGGAUCUGGAAGCAAUGAAGAACGAAGCAAGGACUCUCAGCAUUGCCCAGGUUGGGACGAUUGGAGAGUUUGCGAGUUGGGCCAUGCCAAGACCAGGGCGGCUGGAAGCUGAGGAGGGAUUGGCCCACAGCUGGGAAGUCCAGUGGCAGGAGUUCCUGAAGGUGGCGCACACCCCUCACUGGGGGAGCCCAGAGUCUCCAAAGACCAUGCGCUGGGAAGUUACCAAAUCCUCCUUGGUCCCUUCCGAAACGGUAGCUGAUUUGGGACCUUGUGGAGAGGUGCCAAUCGGUCUUUCGCCAGGCCUCAAAGGAGGAGCUCCCCAAACCUCAGAGGAUCUGUACUCUGGCGAAAGGGGAGACAGCGUCAAAGUGGGCAAAGAGAUCUCAAGCAAGGGUGCCGCAGUGACAGAGACACAGCGCCAGCGCUUCCGGCUUUUCUGCUACCAGGAGGCUGAGGGGCCCCGAGAGGCCUGCGACCGGCUGCAUGUGCUGUGCCGUGAAUGGCUGAAGCCAGAGAGGCGCACCAAGGAGCAGAUCCUGGAGCAGGUGAUCCUGGAGCAGUUGUUGGCGAUCUUGCCACCGGCAAUGCAGAGCUGGGUCCGAGAUGGGAGUCCGGCAACCUGCUCCCAGGCUGUGGUCCUGGCUGAGGAUUUCCUGAUGAGACAGCAAAAGGCUGAAGGAUGGGGAGGACAGGCUCUAGGAACUUUGGCAGAAGUGGUUGUGAGCCUCUCUGAAGGGGAUGAGGCUGCUCCAGAAUUCUGCAAGGAGAUGAAGAAGGAGAGCAGCCAGAAUGCUGGCUUUCUAGGAACCAAUGAACUGACGAGCGAGAACGAUGUGGCAAGAGAGGAGCUGGAGGUCAACGUCGGGGUUCUAGGUAUAGCAGAGCAGUGUGACGAAAGCUGGCCGGAGAGAUCCGUGGCAGCAGCUGCUUGUGAACAGCUCCCUGAACACUCAGUCCAACCUCUGGGGACACAGGAGAGGAGGAGCACAUUCUCCAGGAGGAGCGGGACCCGGAGGCAAGGCCUUGAGAACCAGAGAAGACCCACAGAGCCCAAGCUCUACAUAUGCACGGUCUGCAGACGCAGCUUCACGCGGGGAUCGAAUCUCUUUCGGCAUCAGAAACUCCACACGGGACAGAAGUCCCACUGGUGUGCGGUUUGUGGGCAGGGGUUCACUCGGAAGGAGAAGCUCGUGAGUCACCAGAAAGUUCACAAAAAGAGGGUGACGGCUGGACGAAGAGGCCAAGCAGGGGAAAUAGCCGCAAAGUCUUCCAGAAUCGCAACAGCAGAAGGUCCUGUGUGGACGAUUCAGGAUGAUCUGCUUUGGGUCCCGUCGGAAGGAAACGAAGUUUGUGGAGAGGAGAAGCAAGACGGUGGGAAGAGGAGAGAAGGAAGAACAACAGGGACUCGGAGGGGAAAGCCCGUGGCAGAAGAGCUUUGCUUCAAAGUCGCAAUCCCACAAGCAGUGUGCUCCGUCUGCGGGAAAAGCUUCACUCGCAGAUCCACCCUUACCAGACACAUGAAAGGCCACACAGGAGAGAGGCUUCGCAAGUGUUCGGACUGCGGGAAGAAGUUCAGCCCGGCGGUGUCGGGACAUCGGAGGCCCAAGGCAAAGAUGGCAGACACAGGGAGGAAAACGUAUGAGUGUGCGAAGUGUGAGGGGGGCAGCCGUCCCAAGCUGAGCCUUAAUGGCCGCAAGAGCGUCUGCAAGAGGACGAAACGGUUCAGGUGUUUGGAGUGCGGCCACAAAUCCAUCUCUCCGUCGCACCUUCUUAGACACCAGAGAAUCCACACGGGAGAGAAACCGUAUCUGUGCCCCAUCUGCGGGAGGAAGUUCCGCCAGUCCGCGCAUCUCGUCAGGCACGAGAAGACGCAUGGAAAGAAGAAGCCACAUUUCUGAGGGCAGGGAGGAUCUUCAGAACUGUGCGUGUCUAGAUGGCAGGAGACACAAGCGAGGUUGGGUGUGCUGUGUGUUGAUAAAACACAAGAUCUCAAAGCUUGAAGCUAGACUACUUUUGCUCCACGGUAAAGGUCUCCAGCUAAAAAUGGGUUUCAGAUCCACAUGAGGAAGUUCCAGGGGUUUUAGACGACAAGCUGUGCAUCCAUCAGUUGCUCUGUGCGAUGGAUAAAAUGGAAAACGUGGCUCACAUCAGCACAUGGAGUGUCGUGGUCUGGAUCAUAAGUAGUACAGUCGUACCUUGAUCAUAAGUAGUACAGUCAUACCAAACGCCUUGCAAAUCGAACGUUUUGGCUCCCAAAUGCCGCAAACCUGGAAGCGACUGUUCCGCUUUGCGAAGUGUUUUUGGAAGCUGAAUGUCCGGUGGGGCUUCCGUGGCUUCUGAUUGGCUGCAGGAGCUUCCUGCAGCCAAUCAGAAGCCGUGAUUUGGUUCUCGAAUGUUUUGGAAGCCAAACGGACUUCCAGCAUGGAUUCCGUCUGACUUCCAAGGUACGACUGUAAUGAGAGUUCUGGACUCAUCUGGGCUGUGCCUUUAAAGCAUUAUCAUACUGCUUGGAACACUCAUGGUUUCCCUUCCAAAGAAUCCUGGGAAAUGUAGUUUGUUAAGUGUGCUGAGGGCUGUUAGGAGGCCCCUGUUCCCCUCUCAGAGCUGCAGUUCCAGUUCCCUGUGAAGAUGGAUGGAUUGCUAAACCACACUGAGAACUGUCGCUCCGUGUGGGAGAAUAUGGGGUCACCUACAAUGCUCAGCACCUUUAACAAACUACACUUCCCAGGAUUCUCUGGGAAAAGACAACGCUGGCGAGCUAAAUGAAUCAACAGUCUGGGGCGUUUGAAGACAGCCUUGUAUUUUCAAAGCCAUGUGGCUCCAUGAAGCAGGAUUGCCCAAACGCUUGGUUCUUGCUAUAUUAUUGCUAGACUCCAGCUGCCAUCAGCCAAUGUGACCCAAAGUCAAGGGUGAUGAGGGUUGUAGUCUAGCAAUAUCUGUUCCCCAUCCCUGAAGCUGAAUGUGCCAGCUAGGACUGAUCACCUGUGGUGAGGGAGACCAUUUUUCAGGUACUCAGGUAAGAGAGCGAUAAACAACAGCAACAGAUAGCACACACACUCUCCGCCCCCUGUUUUUCAGGCUAUAAUUCCAGAGACUAUCAGUAUUUUGAAAGCAAGCAAACAAAGUAUUUUCAGCCCAGUUCAAAGCUGCAUUGUUGUUGUUUAGUCGUGUCCGACUCUUCGUGACCCCAUGGACCAGAGCACGCCAGGCACUCCUGUCUU